Molecule: messenger RNA, 2553 nt
Organism: Balaenoptera acutorostrata (minke whale)
Lineage: Eukaryota; Metazoa; Chordata; Mammalia; Artiodactyla; Balaenopteridae
Gene: NUBP1
Product: NUBP iron-sulfur cluster assembly factor 1, cytosolic
Exons: 11
Coding region: 123-1085 (320 amino acids)
Biological process (GO): iron-sulfur cluster assembly
Cellular component (GO): cytosol
Molecular function (GO): 4 iron, 4 sulfur cluster binding; ATP-dependent FeS chaperone activity; ATP binding
Source: RefSeq, a predicted model, not a curated record
CGUGCGCACAGCCCUCUUUCGGAGACACGAUUUCGCGCAGCUGGAGGGUCAGAUUGGGCGCCACGAGGCGGAAAUACGUAACGGCGGUUUCCGGUGACCGCGUACGCGUCCAAGGCAGCGGGAUGGAGGAGGUGCCUCACGACUGUCCCGGGGUCAGCAGCGCCCAAGCAGGUCGAGGGGCCUCAUGUCAGGGGUGCCCCAACCAGGGGAUCUGCGCUUCUGGAGCUGGUGCCGCUCCGGACCCGGCCAUAGAGGAAAUCAAAGAAAGAAUGAAGACCGUGAAACACAAGAUCUUGGUGUUGUCUGGGAAAGGCGGCGUUGGGAAAAGCACAUUCAGUGCCCACCUGGCCCACGGCCUAGCAGAAGAUGAAAACACACAGGUGGCUCUUCUAGACAUUGAUAUAUGCGGGCCGUCAAUUCCCAAGAUCAUGGGAUUGGAAGGAGAACAGGUUCACCAGAGUGGCUCGGGCUGGUCUCCAGUGUUCCUGGAAGACAACUUGGGGGUGAUGUCCGUGGGUUUCUUGCUCAGCAGCCCCGAUGAUGCCGUUAUCUGGAGGGGACCAAAGAAAAAUGGCAUGAUCAAGCAGUUCCUCCGAGACGUCGACUGGGGCGAGGUGGACUACCUCAUCGUGGACACCCCGCCCGGGACGUCGGAUGAACACCUGUCGGCCGUGCAGUACCUGGCCGCAGCGCACAUCGAUGGGGCGGUUAUCAUCACCACGCCGCAGGAGGUGUCGCUCCAGGACGUCCGGAAAGAGAUCAGCUUCUGCCACAAGGUGAAGCUGCCCAUCAUCGGGGUGGUGGAGAACAUGAGCAGCUUCACCUGCCCCAAGUGCCAGAAGGAGUCUCAGAUAUUCCCGCCAACGACUGGGGGUGCGGAGGUCAUGUGCCAGGACCUGAAGGUCCCGCUUCUCGGCAAAGUGCCUCUGGAUCCACGCAUAGGUAAGAGUUGCGACAAAGGAGAGUCUUUUUUUGCUGAAGUACCGGAUUCACCAGCCACUUUAGCCUACAGAAGUAUAAUUCAGAGAAUCCAGGAGUCCUGUAGUCUGCGUCAGCCAAAAGGGGAGAACCUCGUCGGCUCCUGAAACAGGAGGACGUUAGGGACACAGGCGGCACGUCCCAUCACACCUGACCAGCUGGGUGACAGAGCAGGGGUCACAGGCAGAGAGGGACCAGCCCCAGGCAUGGUGGGAAGUCCCUUUUUCAGAGACACUUUAAUCGUCUAACACUUGUACACUUUUCUUUAGAACAUAUGUAAAGGGCAUUCUUUACAGAUGUGCUGUUUGAAAAAUAAAAACAUCUCCUCAAGCCUCUGCCCCGAGGCCUGCUUCAUGUAAAAAACCAGCGGCUUGUGGGUCAUGGAAUUUUCUUCUCUGUCGGAAGCUGUUCCAUUACAGAAGCUCUCACUUGAGCCUUCGCUGCCUCGGAAAAUAAGCCUGAAAAAGAACCAAAGGGAUAAAGGGGUGAAUGUGUGGCUUCGCUGCAGAUAUUCAGUCACAGUUUCAGACAGCAUAGUGCAAACGCUGUUCCUCAGGCGGAGAAAAAAUUACAGCAGUGAUUGAUAGACCCUCCUGCUGGGGCUUGUCCUGAGGUCAGUGCACACCACACGGCUGGGCGUAGUCAAAAAACCCUCGGAUCACCCAUAGGAGAACAGAUUUGGGGGUCAGUGUCGACACCCUGUAUAGGAAUGUGUGUUCACUAUAUCCAGCAAUUUCCAGUGUCAGACAAUUUACAGGGUUUUUUAACAUUACAUAAAAAGGAGAGAGAUGCAGACUCCAAGAAGAUCCUCGUUGCCAUGAGACGCUCACUCUGAAAGACACACAGGAGCUGAGCACAGCUGAGGGAAGAGUGAAUUCCCAGUUCCCAUCUUCCUCCAGGCGUGGAAGUGGAAGGGGGGCAAGUCCCCUUGUUCCUUCCCUCCCCUUCUCUCGUCACCCGCCCCGCUUGCCUGCAUAGGGUCAAAUCUGCACCUGUUCAAGGUGAGGAAGGUGGGACCCCUCUAAAGGGCCCACCCAGACCACAGGCCCAGCUGAGCCCAGGAGAGCUGCGCUUCCACGGGAGCCCCCGGCCCCGCACCAUCCAGGCCGCCACCUCGAUCCCACCUCUUACCUAGUACUUGUGAAUCUCCAGCCCCUCAAGGCCAGGCUUCUGGAAGUCUCUUGGACAGGCCUGCAAGGGGAAGAGGCUGCCCUGGCUUUGUGUCUCACAUGUGUGUGGCCUGAUCCUGCUGAUUCAAGGCCAGAGCAAACCCACAGUGAACUGAAAACCUGUAGGGCUGGUUGCUCAAGGUCUUGGUGUGAAGCUGCACUGUUCACAUUUAAGAUGGUUCAGACCAUUUCAGGAAGAGCCUGGUCAAAUUUAGAAGAUCUAUUUCUCUCCUAGAACUAAGGCUAGGUUUAAAGAAAAAAAUACGUUAUGGUUCUUAAUUCUGUCGUUUAAAGAAAUCACUCAAAACCGACAAUGGCAGUCGCAAAAAGACAAGUGCUGUAUGAUUCCACUUACGUGAGGUCCCUAGAUUCGUCAGAUGCAUGGGGACAGGAAGUAGGUGGUUGC